AUGCUCGACAUGCCCCUAGAAAUCACGAAUAUCUUGGGCUGCAGACACGUCUUCGGAUCUGCUUGCGUCAAACAAAUGAGUUGGGAUAACAUAGAUGGGCGCCACCAGUGCUGUCCACUCUGCCGAACAGAAUGGUGGCUAGAACCAGAUCCCUUGAACUGCGAUAUAACCGACGCUAUCAAACACAGGAGAUCCGAGAACAUAGCCAGAGACUUUCAAACCGACUAUGGCACAGCUAGGCAUCUUCUGUACAACGAGCCUGAGUAUGCUGAUUCGUAUGUGCCGUUCGGACUCGAAGAGCUGUGGUCGAAGCUCAACCUCACCCGUAUGAUAGGCAGUGCUUUGGCCACGGAAGCGAUACAGAAGCGUAUACAAAAACUGCAACAAGGGCGCAUCAUUUCCAUAGCUGAGAUCGCCUACCACCCAAAGAAGGUCCUGGAGGGAAAUUUAAUGGUUGAUCCUUUUACAUUCAACAACUAUCAUCUACCGGUAAACAGUAUGAAACAUGCUAUCCUCGGGACGCUGGGGUCGAUCGUUGACAGCUCCGCGUUCACUCUUUCCGAAUCAGCAAAGAUGAGGGUUCUCCAAGGUUUUGUUUCUUCCCUCUUACUCUCGGGCGCGGCCAUUGUGUCUGCAGCUUCUUCCUGGAGCUUUGAAGAUGCUACCGUGACUGUUUCCAGCAAAGGUGCUGGUGUUGGCGGAGGUUCAAAGGACAAACUGAGUCCCUCGACACCGCUGGGUAAAUCUGUAUCUUUGGGCGCGACCGAUACGUUGAAGCUUGUCCUCACAACCCUCGACGGAAGCACUGCGAAGCGACCUCAUCAGGCGUUCCUUACUCUGACUGAGCCGACGACGGGCUUGGAGGAGUCCUUUGUGUUCAAUGCGAAGGACAGUGGCAAGGCAAAGGUGGAUUUGUCUCACAAAGACCUACCCCACCAAUUCUUGACCUCUGAGAAGCCUAUCGUCGCAUCGAUUGUCAUCGGAUCGUUUGGGUCUUCCGCACCAUACAAGAGCAGAGCGUUCGAUCUCGCCGUUACCCGCGACCCUAGCGUCCCCCUCAGCGUCCCUGCGCCGCCCGUCCGCUACGCCGCCGAGGCUGAGAUUCACCACAUCUUCCGCGAUGACCCCAAGUCUCCACCCAAGAUCAUAACGAUUGUCUUCGCGGCUGCUGUUGCUGCUGCGCUACCUAUCCUGCUUGGCGCGUGGGCUAUGCUGGGCGCAAAUGCUAAUCAUCUUAGCAAGGCGCUUGGCAAUGCACCUGUCUCGCAUGGCCUCUUCUAUGGCUCCAUACUGGCCAUGGAGGGCAUUUUCUUCCUAUACUACACUAGCUGGAACCUCUUCCAGACUUUGCCAGCGGCAGCUGUCGUAGGAGCUGUUGCCUUCUUGAGCGGUAGCCGGGCCCUGUCGGAGGUUCAAGAGCGGAGACUCGCUGGAGAGAGAUGA
Molecule: messenger RNA, 1443 nt
Organism: Alternaria burnsii
Lineage: Eukaryota; Fungi; Ascomycota; Dothideomycetes; Pleosporales; Pleosporaceae
Exons: 4
Coding region: 1-1443 (480 amino acids)
Biological process (GO): protein N-linked glycosylation
Cellular component (GO): oligosaccharyltransferase complex; membrane
Source: RefSeq, a predicted model, not a curated record